Messenger RNA from Stegodyphus dumicola, 1260 nucleotides. RefSeq lists its product as uncharacterized. Gene Ontology annotation, cellular component: cytoplasmic side of plasma membrane; actin cytoskeleton. The record is from RefSeq and is a predicted model, not a curated record. Gene Ontology annotation, biological process: cell projection assembly; plasma membrane organization. Gene Ontology annotation, molecular function: actin binding; phospholipid binding. NCBI's taxonomy places the organism in Eukaryota, Metazoa, Arthropoda, Arachnida, Araneae, Eresidae.
UGUAUCGUGGGUUACUGUGAGUUUAUGUAGAUUUAGUAGUGUUUUUGGAAAUUAGGUAUUUGUAAUUAUCCUUCCGCUGAAAGAGUUUAUUACAUGGUUAUUUGUUUCGACUGGAAGAUAUUACUUGUGUUUCGUGCAAGUGAAUUGUUUUAGAAAUCAAGUUGGGAGGAAAAAAGAAAGAAAAAUAUUGUUUGUUUUUCUAAAUGAAACAUAUACAUAAGUAGAAAGCGCAUUUGUUCCAUCAAUUUUCCUUUUGCUGUACCGAAAUACCGUAAUUGUCAUGAAUCUUUUAAGUAAAAUGUGUUCAGUUUUACCCCUAAAACUGGAAUUUAAAAUGUAUAACUGACUUUGAGUACUGGAUAAUUAUUUCCCUAUGUAAGUCGCAAUAUAUGAAGUACAGAGUUUCGUAAGAAAAUAUGAAGCUCUGUGUUUCAAAAACAGUUUAACAAUUAUUAGAUUACUUUCAUAUAAAAAUUUGAGAUCAAAAUGGAAUCAUUAGCCGAGAAAGAAUGCAGUGCAUUAGGAGGCUUGUUUCAGUUCAUUAUCAGUGACCUUAAGGUUGCAACUCCAUUCUGGGAGGAUUUGCUUGGGAAAACAACAAAGCUGCACACUCAUUUGAAGGCUACAAUUUUAGCUUUGACAGCAUUUCUUGAUUCUUUCCAAAAAAUAGCUGAUAUGGCUACCAAUGCUCGAGGUGCAACAAAGGACAUUGGCUCAGCUCUUACAAGAUUAUGUCUUAGGCAUAGGAGUGUUGAAGCGAAACUCAAGACAUUUUGCAGUGCUCUGGUGGACCACUUAGUGAUUCCAAUGCAAGAAAAAUUGGAAGAUUGGAAAAAAAUUGCCUGUCAAAUGGACAAAGAUCAUGCCAAAGAAUACAAGCGUGUAAGACAAGAUAUAAAGAAAAAGUCAUCUGACACAUUACGUCUGCAGAAAAAAGUUCGGAAAGCUCCAAAAGGUAAUGCGAAAAAGACUUUAGAUAGUGCUAUUCGUGAUGUGAAUAGUAAAUAUCAUCUCUUGGAAGAAACAGAGAAACAAGCUUUGAGGAGAGCCCUCAUUGAAGAACGCUCCAGAUACUGUCACUUUGUCAACUGUCUGCGACCUGUAGUUGAAUAUGAACUGUCAACAAUGUAUGAAGUAAGUCAUAUUCAGGAAGUACUGGAUGCUUUAGCAAAAUUAACUGAAGAUCCCCAAAUUUUGCCACCUGCCAGUGAACAAGUCAUUCAAGAUGUAAAAAGCUCUGAAACAGGCUGGUCCUUUCGU